Molecule: messenger RNA, 1700 nt
Organism: Hymenoscyphus albidus
Lineage: Eukaryota; Fungi; Ascomycota; Leotiomycetes; Helotiales; Helotiaceae
Source: the annotation of a GenBank genome assembly
UCCGAUUUGGGCCGACUGGGCCGACUAGAUAUAGCUAGAGUACCCAGUACCGCCAAAUAAUGCGAUACAGAGUUCAAGUCUCACCAACCAAACAAUUUCUUCUCGAACCAUCUGCCAGGGUGUCAACAUCUCCCCCCAUUUAUUGAACAUCUCCAUCUUCUUCUCCGCCAUAGACUUUUAGAGGCCGGAAUCUCUUUCAGUACAUCUAUCAUCACCUUGAGCAUUCAACUACCAUCAGGAGCUCUCUCCCUUCACACAAUAAUGUCCGCCACCAGAACCCUCGCCCGCGCGGCAAUCAAAUCUACUCCCUCGGCCUCGGCCUUGAGAAGCUCAACUCGAACCCGCCCUGCCUUUGCUCUCCUACGCCAGACUUUCCGCCAGCAGUCACGACGAGGUUACGCUUCUGAGCCCGCAGCCAAGUCGUCUUCUGGUCUCUUCAUUGGCAUCGGAGCCCUUGCUCUCGCCGGUGGUGCUGGUUUCUACUACUACGGCAACGGUACUCUGCUCUCAGGUUCUUCGGGCGAGACCUCCGGUUUCUUCCAGCCAAAGCAGGAUGAUUACCAAAAGGUCUACAACCAGAUCGCCGCACGAUUGGAGGAGAAGGAUGAUUAUGAUGAUGGAAGUUACGGACCCGUCUUGGUACGAUUGGCAUGGCACGCCAGCGGCACCUAUGAUAAAGAGACCGGAACUGGAGGUAGCAACGGUGCCACCAUGAGAUUUGCUCCAGAGGGUGACCACGGUGCCAAUGCUGGUUUGGCCGCUGCUCGCGACUUUCUUGAGCCAGUCAAGCGUAAGCUACCCACUCUUCUGCCCAGCUGUAAUAUUAGCUAACAAUUGAGACAGAGGCCAACCCAUGGAUCAGCUACUCCGAUCUCUGGAUUCUCGCAGGUGUCGUGGCCAUUCAAGAAAUGUUGGGUCCCCAAAUUCCAUACCGACCAGGACGAAAGGAUAAGGAUAUUGCUGCUUGCACGCCUGACGGACGUCUUCCAGAUGCAACCCAGGGAAACAAGCACUUGAGAGAUAUCUUUUAUCGUAUGGGUUUCAAUGACCAGGAGAUUGUUGCCCUUUCCGGAGCUCACGCCUUGGGCCGCUGCCACACUGAUCGCAGUGGCUUUACUGGACCAUGGACAUUCUCUCCAACCGUCGUGACAAACGAGUACUACAAGUUGCUCUUGAACGAGAAAUGGCAGUGGAAGAACUGGAAGGGCCCUAAGCAAGUAUGUUAUCCAAAUAUUCUUACAAGUGGCAAUUGCUAACAAACUCAAUAGUUGGAGGACAAGACGACCAAGACCUUGAUGAUGCUUCCUACCGAUAUGGCUCUUGUAUCCGACAAAUCCUUCAAACAAUGGGUCGAGAAAUAUGCCAAGGACAACGAUCUUUUCUUCAAGGAUUUCUCCGCCGUCAUCACUAAGCUGUUCGAACUUGGUGUGCCUUUCGCCGAGAACGCCACCCCAAUGACUCUCAAGCCUACUACGGCAUAAAUCCUCACACAAUUAUACCCAAACGUACACGAUCCAUCCUUUGGGAUGUGCCAUAGACGUUUAGACGAAGACCACAUAGAAAGAGGGCGGUACAUUGUAGAGUCUUCGAUGACAUGUACUCGUAUGCUGAGGAAACGUUCAAUUGGCGGGAUGGUGCGUCACCUUCCCUAACUGGUCUGUUUUCCGCGUGGGGAUUGUAUUAUGAAGAUGAAAGUUCGG